UAUUUCCUCUUUGUUCUAUACUUUUUUUGUCCAUUUAAUUUCCUGUCCUUUUUAUUGUAAAAAAAAGAAAAAUAGUUUGUUUCCUUGGCGAUUGCCAUAACUAGGGUCCCCGUCCCUUCCAUAUAUUAUGUGCGGCUCACCUCCAUCGAUCCCUUCCUAGUUUCAUCCACUAUAAACUGCUUCCCAACUGUCGCCCUCUGUUUUUUUUCCUUCUUCGCUCACCGCCGUCAUCCUUCGCAUCUCUCUUUUCUCCCCUUCUUCUUCCCGUCACUUGGCUCAGUUGACCCAAAUGAAGCGAUCUGGAUAUGGUUAAUUGUUUCGCCGGCGGGUAAUCGAUGAAAGGUUCUUACUUCCCCUAUUUCUCGUCUUCUCGGAUCGUUCCGCCGGAAGACACGCUUACUUUUCUUUCUAUUCCUUCUCAGCUGAGAUUAGAUUUAGAUAAAUCGUCCCCCUUUUUUCUUUUCUUUUCUUUUUCUUUGGGGUUGUUUCGUUUCUCUUUCUUCUCUAAAUUUUCUUUCGAUUGCAUGAUGUAGAGUGGACAGCUGUGGUUGUUCAGCAAUGGAAAUUUGUGGGUUUUGGGAGAUACGGAUUGGGUUCUUUCUCAAUUUGCCCAAUUCGAUUGGGAUUCGAUGGAGCAGCUCAUAACCACUUUUAUAGAAAGUUCGAAUUUUCUUCGGAUUUCCAUCUCUGUCUGUAAUUCGAAAAUUUACCUUUUCUUACUCACGGAGAUUGAAGAAAUAGAAAUCCCCAUUCACUUCUCGUCCAGAGACAGAGUAUCGGCUUUCAUCUUACUGACAAACUAAAGAAACGCCGAAUUUGUUCUUCCCCUGUUCUUCCCCUGGAGAUGGAGAAUAACGGGAAAGUCAACCGAGCGAGCUGCUGCAGCGAGAGCGGCGGCGGUGGCGGCGCGUACAUGGCCGACGUUGUUCUGGGCUGCGUGAUGCCGUACAUCCACGACGCGCGUGAUAGGGACGCGGUGUCACUGGUCUGCCGGAGGUGGUAUGAGCUAGACGCUCUGACCCGUAAACACAUCACGAUUGCGCUCUGCUACACGACGAGCCCAGAUCGGCUCCGCCGGCGGUUCAAGCACCUCGAGUCGCUGAAGCUGAAGGGGAAGCCCCGGGCGGCCAUGUUCAAUCUGAUACCGGAGAAUUGGGGCGGGUACGUUACCCCGUGGGUGAAGGAAAUCGCCGGGUCGUUUACCUGCUUGAAAUCGGUUCACUUCAGGAGGAUGAUUGUGACGGAUUCGGAUCUGGAGCUUCUCGCCAGGUCUCGUGGGAAGGCCUUGCAGCACUUGAAGCUCGACAAGUGCUCUGAUUUCUCCACCGAUGGGCUUCUUCAGGUGGCUCGAUUGUGCAGGCAACUGAAGACUUUGUUUUUGGAAGAGAGCAUUAUCUUGGAGAAAGAUGGUGACUGGCUACAUGAGCUUGCUACACAUAAUACCGUACUUGAGAGCCUAAACUUCUACAUGAUAGACCUCACCAAGCUAAGGGUUGAAGACCUUGAGCUCCUAGCCAAAAACUGCCGGUCCUUGAUCUCUGUAAAGAUAAAUGAUUGUGAAAUCCUAGAUCUCAUUGGCUUCUUUCGAGCUGCUACUUCUUUGGAAGAAUUCUGUGGUGGUUCUUUUUCUGAUUUACCUGAAGAUGAUGUGCCAGACAGGUACUCUGCUGUAACUUUCCCCCCUAAACUAUGCCGGUUGGGUCUAACCUACAUGGGAAAGAAAGAAAUGGCCAUAGUAUUUCCAUUUGCUCCUAUUCUCAAAAGGUUGGACCUCCUUUAUGCAUUGCUCGACACAGAGGAUCACUGUCUUUUGAUUCAGAAGUGCGCCAAUCUGGAAAUCCUUGAGACAAGAAAUGUGAUUGGAGAUAGAGGGUUGGAAGUUCUUGCAAGGAGUUGUAAGAAAUUAAAGAGGCUUAGAAUCGAGCGUGGUGCAGAUGACCAAGGACCAGAGGAUGAAGAAGGUGUGGUUUCACAAAGAGGACUAAUCGCUCUCUCCCAGGGCUGCCUAGAACUCGAGUACUUGGCUGUCUAUGUCUCUGACAUCUCAAAUGAAGCUCUCGAGUCACUUGGCACCUACUCAAAGAACCUCAAUGACUUCCGCCUGGUCCUUCUAGAUAGAGAGGAGAGAAUAGCUGAUCUGCCACUCGACAAUGGAGUUCGGGCAUUAUUGAGGGGCUGUGACAAGCUCAGGAGAUUCGGUCUGUAUCUCAGACAGGGUGGGUUAACCGAUUUGGGAAUGAGCUAUGUGGGGCAGUAUAGCACAAACGUGACAUGGAUGCUACUGGGUUAUGUUGGCAAUAGUGAUGAGGGUCUUCUGGCUUUCGCCCGUGGAUGCCCUAGCCUCCAGAAGCUCGAGAUGAGAGGAUGCUGCUUCAGUGAGGGUGCACUGGCUAGAGCUGUACUCCAACUGGGUUCCCUUAGGUACCUGUGGGUGCAGGGUUACCGAGCAUCACAGCACGGAAGGGAUCUUCUAGCAAUGACUCGCCCGUUCUGGAACAUCGAGCUGAUUCCUCCGAGGAAAAUAGUCAUCCCGAGUCAGGAUGGAGAGACUGUGAUCGAGCAUCCUGCACAAAUACUUGCUUACUACUCUCUUGCUGGGCCGAGAUCGGAUUUUCCUGAUACCGUUAUCCCCUUGGACCCAGUAACCUAGUUUUGGUCUUCAAGUUGUUGUAUAUUAGAGAUUUGAGUCAGCAACCAGUGUCUAUAGUUUCAUCCAACUUCCGUGUUUCUGUAUUGAUCUGUUGUUUAACUGUCCUUUUUCUUCUUCUUGGUGUCUGGUUUUAGAACUUUAGCUGUUCUGGUUAGAGACACACCCUUCUGUCUGUACUAAUAAGGCCCUGCUCUUCUUAUGUGUUUAUGCAACAUGUGUAAUUGGGUGUAAAAGAGCACUUGAAAUUGUAUUUGAGAGUUGUUACCGAGACAAAAGACCAGAACAUGGAGUUUGAUGAAAUUAUAUAAGACAUGGUGGCAUUGCAUGCUUCUGAAUUUUAUGAAAUUAUAUGA
Messenger RNA from Linum tenue, 3003 nucleotides. The record is from the annotation of a GenBank genome assembly. Lineage: Eukaryota; Viridiplantae; Streptophyta; Magnoliopsida; Malpighiales; Linaceae.